Messenger RNA from Aureobasidium pullulans EXF-150, 1614 nucleotides. RefSeq names its product amino acid permease family protein. The coding region runs from base 1 to 1614 and encodes 537 amino acids. Gene Ontology annotation, cellular component: membrane. The record is from RefSeq and is a predicted model, not a curated record. The transcript is spliced from 2 exons. Lineage: Eukaryota; Fungi; Ascomycota; Dothideomycetes; Dothideales; Saccotheciaceae. Gene Ontology annotation, molecular function: transmembrane transporter activity. Gene Ontology annotation, biological process: transmembrane transport.
AUGGACUCCAAACCCAUUGACGUCGGAAGACAAAGCUAUGAAGACGCCCGUGAUAUGGUCGCUCUAGGCCACACCGAGGAAUUGACCAGAAAGUUCUCGCCAUGGAGUAUGUUCGCUCUUUGCUUCUCGAUUCUUGGAACUUGGGGUACAUUUGCUCAAGACCUGUCAUCGGGCUUGACCAACGGCGGAGCAAUUACCAUUCUAUGGGGCCUUGUUCUGGUUUUCAUAUGCAAUCUAUGCGUUGCUCUUUCACUUGGAGAGCUAUGCAGUGCUAUGCCUACUGCCCUGGGACAGGCCUUCUGGAUGCACUCGCUCUGGCACACACCUACAGGCAGAUUUGCUAGCUAUAUUUGUGCCUGGGUCAACGUCUUCGGAUGGUGGACACUCAAUGCUUCGCUUGUGGCAUUUGCAACCAACUUCUUACUCGGCAUCAAGCUCAUGUACGAUCCAGAAUGGGCUGGAGCAGGGACAGGCUGGGUCGAGUUCCUGGUCUACUUCGGCAUUGCAAGCUUGUUUACAGGUUUCAAUCUUGUCGCCUGCCGAAACGAUAAGAUUCUACCUUGGUUCAACAACAUCGUUGGCAUCCAGUUUGGAGCACUUUUCAUCAUCUUCAGUCUCGUUCUUCUGAUCUGCGUUGGUACGAAACAAGGACUUGAGUUCCAGCCACCUUCAUUCGCGUUCGGUGCCUGGAUCAAUGAGACUGGAUGGCCAUCAGGCGUGGUUUGGUUCACCGGACUUGUCCAGGCAGCUUAUGGACUUACAGCUUUUGACUCGGUCGUCCACAUGAUCGAAGAACUCCCUAACCCGAAAGUCAACGCUCCUCGCGCCAUCUACCUCUCCGUCGUCAUCGGCGCCGUGACUGGAUUCAUCUUCAUGGUCGUGUGUCUCUUCUGCAUCCAGGACGUCGAUACAGUCAUCAAUACACCCACCGGCCUUCCGUUCAUGCAGCUCGUGCAAGACGCCGUUGGUAUCAAAGGCACCGUCGUCUUGAUGGUGCUCUUCACCAUGAACAGCUUGGGUCAAGGAAUUUCCAUCACCACAACCGGCUCCCGCUUGACAUGGAGCUUCGCUCGUGACAACGGUCUGCCCUUCUCCAAGUACAUCAAGCGCGUCAACAAAAAGUGGAAGGUUCCUCCUCAAGCCCUGCUGGUCCAGGGUUUCCUCAUCACUCUUGUUGGUCUGCUGUACCUAUUUGCAAACACUGUUCUCGAGGCCAUCCUCAGUGUCGCCACGAUUGCGCUCACCGUUUCUUACGCCAUGCCCAUCUUGACACUGCUGAUUGUGGGUCGCGACAAAUUGCCUGCCGGCGGUCAAUUUGGUCUCGGAAGAUACGGAGCAGUCAUCAACUGGAUAAGUGUGAUCUAUUGUGCUGUCACCACCGUCAUCUUCUUCUUCCCAGGCGGACCCAAUCCAUCCGGUGCAGACAUGAACUACGCUAUUGCUGUCUUUGGUGUGAUGCUGGUCGUCGCCAUUGGGUUCUGGUUCAUCCAGGGUCGCAAGCAAUAUCUACGAGUAGAUGAUUCUGAGCAAGUCGUUUUGGAAGCAAUCCACUUGGAAGACAGCUAUACUGAAGUUCCUGGGCCGUCACAUGGUGGUGGAAAGAGCCUGAAGUAA